Molecule: messenger RNA, 2660 nt
Organism: Daldinia loculata
Lineage: Eukaryota; Fungi; Ascomycota; Sordariomycetes; Xylariales; Hypoxylaceae
Exons: 3
Coding region: 268-2589 (773 amino acids)
Source: RefSeq, a predicted model, not a curated record
CGUCUAGGAUAAGUCUACUAGGCCCCAUGCUAGUCAGCUCUUAGAAAUAUCGCCCAUAUCUAUUUUGUUCAUAGAUAUAAGCUGUGAGCUACAAAGCAUCUUCCUCAUCGGUAGUUUUCUCCUUCAACUUACCGUUAAGCUCUUGAUACAAGAGUCGCUCGCUAUAGACGGACGGACGCUCGCUACGAAGACACAUCCUAAAAUCGGGGGUUCGUUCAACAUCCUGAGGCGCAAUCAACCAAUUUAACAACGCUCAUCUGCGCUAUAAUGGUUUUGGUCCAUCGGUUUGGGGCCUUGUCGGUCAUCGCCCUAACUUGGCUCACAAGAGCGCAAGCUUCUCUCUCCGAAGCGCAUUGGCCCUCCUGUAAACCGAAAACAGUUACCGAAACUUGUUACGAAACGACUACGGAGACGGCUACGGAGACGACUACGGAGAUCUGCUACGAAACGGAAACUACUACAGUCUACGGCGUUACUACCGUAUUCGAUACUGUCAGUUAUAGUUACACGGUGACGGAUACAGUAACGGACACAGAGACAGAGACAGAGACAGAGACAGAGACAGAUACAGAGACUGUUACCGACUCGAGGACCAUUACUAUCUCUGUUACGCGCACUAAUAAUGUUACGCGUACUAAUAGUGUUACGCGUACUAAUAACCAGACUAUUAUCUCCUUAACCACUACUACCGAUGAGGAGACGACGACCGCUACACUUACUGACAUAGAGACGACGACGACGACUUAUACAUCUCUCGUACCUACUGUCACUACGGCUACUCUCACCUUCACAACCGAGAUCCCAACCACGGUUAUAUCCGACAGAACAUUGACCACGACUGAAUAUAGCACGUCAACCUACACAAGUAUCUCGAUAUAUACAACAAGCAUUCUGUCGACGCUCACGGACACCCUAACGACAACUGCUGUGUCCGUUUCAGCUUCAGCAACUACGGACACUGCUACCGUGACUGCAACUGAAGAGACUACAUUGUUUGUUACUGUGAUAUCUACUACUACGUUUCUCACCGUUUCGGAGAUCUCAGUUACCGAUUCGGUGCUAAGUACUACAACUUUCAUUACGACGCAAUUUAUUACUACUAUAGUACCGGAGUAUAUUACCACUACAGUACCACCAACCACCGUCACUUCGUCUGUCUGUCCCGCGGCGACCAACUCUCCGACCUUCAACGUACCUGCUUAUAACGCCUCAUCCGACUUGACUUGGGGAUGUCCACCUGGAACCGUCUGUUCUCCUCCAAAGCCGAAUGGGUGUAGUAUCUGGCCUGAUCUUCCGGAUCAAGAAUACGUUUGCGAGAGCCAGAGCUAUUGUAUACCAGCACCAGUUUAUACCCCCGUUCAAUGGUGUGAUAAUGAAACAGGGUACUAUCCUCCUACGGACGGCUACUUUGACCUUGCACCGCCGGCUUUUGGGUUAAGCUAUGAUAUAUUUGAUCCUCCCAAGCUCGAAUUGCUUAAAGAGACUAUCUCGGGCAUAACCACCACUAUCUGGACCUCUACAGGCGACUAUGAAUCACAGACGAGUAUUACGGCAUACCCGCCCUCGAGCACACCAGAGCCGGGUUAUCCAACAGCGAUAGUGAGGAAAUUCCUACCUUUUAAUAAACGCGAUGAGACGUUACCAUCUACUUGCUAUUCCACUUGCAACAACGCUGUUAUAGAGGCCCAGAGUGUUGGAAAGGUACCCCAGCUUUGCACCACAGACUCUGUAUUCAUGCAAUACCGUCGAGUCUGCCAGACCUGCAUUGUAAAUAACGGGGGAACGUGGAAAGCCGGUACCAAGAACUACGCAGAUGAUCGAAUGAAUCAAUGGCUCUAUUACUGCGAUGUACACAACCCUACUCCCGUCUCUUCGAGCCAAAGUGCCCCUGAGAAAGAGGUCACAAGCACUCCCAGAGGAUCUACAGGUAGUGGAGCUCCGCCGAACACCUCGACUGGUGUAGUUUCAAACACACCAACUUUCUCAGCCACGUCGUCUUCUACUCCCGAAAGCUCGUCUUCUACAUCCGAGAGUACGUCUUCUACAUCCGAGGGUACGUCUUCUACAUCCGAGAGUACGUCUUCUUCCAGCUCUUCAGAAGGAACGUCUUCGUCUUCUUCUACUUCCAGCUCGUCGAGGAGCACAUCUCCUUCUUCUACUUCUUCUUCUUCUAGCUCUUCAGAAGCAACAACUCCUAUUAGCUCUUCCGAGAGCACAGCUUCUUCUACUUCUAGUCCAACGGAAGGUAUAUCUUCUUCUGGCUUUUCGGAGAGCACUUUCUCUUCUCUCAGCUCUUCAGAAAUCCUCACUUCCUCGUCUUCGGGAGCUAGCACCUCUACUGAGACGUCGAGUACAACAAGCACCAGCAGCAGUAAUGGAGAAUCUAACUCGACUCCAGCACCUGCUCCUACUUCGUCAGCGAGUAGCAGCAUCACGUCUACGGCAACGCCUACGGUAACAUCGCCUGCUACAGUACCGGGCAGCACAACGGCGCCGAAUCCGGUUUCCACAGCUGGGGCGCCCGCCGUUUUAAACGGCGGAGCUACAUCUAAUUCCAUCCUCGCCCUUAUAUUAUUAUUCUUCCUCUGAUGCGCUUAGAGAUAUACUUCAUAUUUUAACUUAAUAUCCAAAGAGAGAGAGAAAAAAACUUAUAAAUAUUC